CCGCGAAGCAGUGUCACCGUGAUGUGACAAUAAAGCAACCAAGAUGGGAUCGGCCACGCCCGAUCUUGUUUGCCUUCCUGGGAAUUCGAAAUUUUCAGAUUCUGAAAAAAACGAUGCGGAAACUUUAUCGGCCCCUGCCCAUGAGGCAGACUAUAUAACACGCCCUCUUAAAGGAUUUGGUACCUUCUCAUUCAUCGACGACGAUGUUCCGUACAGGCUCGCCGUACUCGCCCUUCUUCACCUCUGGCCUGUUAUCCUCGCCAGUCUCACCAGCCUCACCUAUCGACUUUAAUGAGCUCAGGCCCCGCAGAGGCAGCCUCCCCACGUCGUCGUCCGACCGCUCUUCAGCCUACUAUUUUUCUCUCCAGUCUAGGCGUAAUAUCAAUGAGUUCCGCUCAUUCCUAACUCUUGACCUGGCGGAGACACGUUCAAAGCGUGGGUCGAACAAUCACUGGUCGGAGGUAGUGGUGCAGCAUCCUCCUCUUCCUGACUCCCCGACGUUUACCUCUCGUUCAGCAUCUCCGCGGCUACGCUCUAUGCCGUCUCCCAAACCUGCACCAUCCAUUACACUCCCCGAGCUGCCGGUAGUGCCGACUCAUUCCCCCGUUGCUUCUUCCUCUUUCACUCUCCCAGACUCUUUCACCAAGCCUCUCCGGAUAACCAGGCCUAAACUGCCUUCGCCUGCCUCGUCCCGAUCCCGAAAGUCCCUCGCGGUCAAGACGCCACUACUCUCCCCUCGCAUUGCUCGCAGUAUCUCCACUUCUACCGUGUCUACCCGCUACCGCACCCUCCGCCGCACCUCUGCCCUAGCCGCCCUUGAAGGACACCGAAAACGUACGCAGUCGCUCUUGAUGUCGCAGAACUUUAUCAGUCUCUCUGACGACGAGGGAGAUGAUGAGCUUUCUGACGAUGACGACGACGAGUCUUCGGAUUCUGAUGAAAGCUCCAUUGAUAUGUUGCCUUCCGUCUCAGAGCGUUCGCAGGGCUCGCAGAGAAGCAGAUCUGACUGGCUGCAUCUCAAGAGUUUCAUUGAUCUUCGGAACGAGCGCGAGGACAGUACGCGUGAGAAGGACAGAGCGUCUUUCAACAGUGGUAGCAGCUGGGGAUGGCGGAGCUACAUCGAAAUCGCUAUGGCAUGAGCCUCUCUCCCUUCCCAUAUCAUCUUUCGGUUUUGGCGCCUUUCGUGCUUCGUAUUUACGGACUCUGCUUUCGCUUUUGUAUUCGCUUUCAUGGCCGCCGUCCACCCUCAGACCUACUCUAUCGUAAUGAACAUUGUCCUUUUAUUUUAUGCAUAAUACUUUUCCAGCGCCUUAUACUUUCUUCUCUUCGCUUCAUUGCCACCCGUUCUUCGUCCUUGCAUUGUAUUUUUACCAUUCAUCAUUCCCAUCUUUUCUUUGUACAACAUGCACAUGCUUCUCGCCUCUCACACUUAUUCCAUUAACGGGGCUGUUGAUCAUCCACUCGCACAUACACACAGACAAUGUACUAGUCCGUAUACAAUAAAGUUAUACACUGCAUUCAGACUUGCUCAUUUAUUUUGCCGGCCCGUUACUUACACG
Guyanagaster necrorhizus is the source of this 1559-nucleotide messenger RNA. RefSeq lists its product as uncharacterized. Bases 204 to 1139 code for a protein of 311 amino acids. NCBI's taxonomy places the organism in Eukaryota, Fungi, Basidiomycota, Agaricomycetes, Agaricales, Physalacriaceae. The record is from RefSeq and is a predicted model, not a curated record. The transcript has 2 exons.